AUGAUUGAACGGUUCCACAGAUCUCUCAAAUCAUCUCUCCGAGCCAGAUCUUCAGACUCCGACUGGGUUUCUCAUUUACCUCUGGUUCUCUUGGGUCUUCGUUCAGUUCCCAAAGAAGACACCGGGUUCUCCGUCUCAGAAGCAGUAUAUGGUUCUCCUCUGACAAUCCCUGGAGAAUUUUUAGAUGCUCCUGAAUUGCCAAGUUCUCAAUUCCUCAGCAAAAUGGAGAGAGUCAUCACUGGUUUCUCAGUUCCUUCGCCUCACCAUGUGCAACAUUCGUAUCCAGCUGAGGUUCCGGCAACUCUCAGAACCGCCAAGUUUGUGUUCGUUAGAGAAGAUGCAAGCAAACCUUCACUCAGCCCUCUAUAUCGUGGUCCUUACCUGGUUGUAGAACGGCGGAGUAAGUUCUUCCGCCUCCAGAUUGGUGCCAAGGUAGAUUCAGUUUCUGUGGACCGUCUCAAGCCAGUAUUCUCAGAUUCUCCGGUGAUCCCUGCAGCCCCUCCAACUCAAGGACGUCCUCCUCUUCGUCAAUCAAAGGAUCCUCCUGUUCAAUCAUCCGCCGCGAAACCAUCUGCCUCCGAGAAGAAGUCUGUUGUGUUCCUAGCCCAACCUGUAAUCAUUCCAAGAAGGAACCCUCACAGACAAGUCAGGAAAGAAGCCCUUGCUCCGCCGUGA
Eurytemora carolleeae is the source of this 675-nucleotide messenger RNA. RefSeq lists its product as uncharacterized. Gene Ontology annotation, molecular function: nucleic acid binding. Bases 1 to 675 code for a protein of 224 amino acids. The record is from RefSeq and is a predicted model, not a curated record. NCBI's taxonomy places the organism in Eukaryota, Metazoa, Arthropoda, Copepoda, Calanoida, Temoridae. The transcript has a single exon.